Clupea harengus (Atlantic herring) is the source of this 7401-nucleotide messenger RNA. RefSeq names its product KIAA0232 ortholog. NCBI's taxonomy places the organism in Eukaryota, Metazoa, Chordata, Actinopteri, Clupeiformes, Clupeidae. The record is from RefSeq and is a predicted model, not a curated record.
UUGAUCUUAAUCGACAUUAGCCGUAAAUUCGCGGUUAACGUUAUGUUAGCCAACUGUCAACCUCUGAAACAGAUUUCAAAGCAUAAUUUAACAGUUUUGACGACAUAGCACCGUGUAAUAAGAUAACGUUAGCUCUCUGUUAUGUUACAUGUAUCGAACUAUUCCAGAAUUAGCCCUAUUGAUGUGUUUGGUACGAACGAAUACAGCCACAGUCCAGCACUAUGAACUACAGUUAAUGUUAGCCGGCUAUAGCGUUAUCCUAGUGUCCCUUUAACGCGCGAUAAAAACUGGCUCUUGGCUAACAGCUAAGUAUCAGCUAGAUUCUGGAUGACAUCUUUGCUUGUACUCAGCAGCAAUGGCAGUCCAGCUACGGUUGAGCAAGUGGUGAGUGGCCUAUUUCACCAUGUACUUCUGCCACUGAUGAGCUCCCCCUCAUCACCACAACUCACAGAUACAAGUCACACUCACUCAGCCAUGGGCACUGAAUAACCUCAGAAAAGGUGAAGGAAACACCCCCCCCGCCCCCCCCACUGGUCCUUUAUGUAGCUCUCCAUCUCUGCCCCCUCCUGGAGUGACGCCACUGUCUCCCAUCUGACAUUUUUGCACUCCUGCAACCGUCUAGUCCUGCGUCGGUGGUCAUCAUGCUGCUACUCAAGCGUAGGAUGACUGCCACCUAGGCCCCUUCAUGCGUCCCUUGAGUGGCGAGUGUGAGCACUCACCCCCUCCUCCCAGAAGUGUGUCGAGCCCCACUCCUCUGCCUCCCCCUGCUCUCCUCAGACCUCCUUGCUCAGAGAUGUCUUUGCUGCAGUCACUGGGGCCUGUGCAGAACUGGCUGGGUCAGGAGCUGGAGAAAUGUGGAAUUGAUGCUGUGAUCUAUACCCGCUAUGUGCUCAGUCUGCUCUUGCACGACAGCUAUGACUACGAUCUGCAGGACCAGGAGAAUGACAUCUUUUUGGGUUGGGAAAAGGGCGCCGGGAAGAAAUGGGCCAGGAGCCGGAGGAAGGGGGGGGCAGACGUGAGUCUGGAGGAGAUGAAGAAACAAGCAGCUGUGCAGUGCCUGCGUUCUGCAUCUGAUGAAAACUCUGGAAUUGAGGGUCUUGUUGAGGAGCUCUGGUCCAGACUAAAGGAACUCCAGAACAAGCAGAAAGAGAGAGGGAGACAAACAAACAAAAAAUCUGAAGGAGGUCGGUCACCAGAUUUGGCUGUGUCACCAUCCUUGAAAGACCAACUGGAAAUGUACAAUGAAGCCUUUCCGCCACUUUCAGAGAAAUCGGUUUGUCUUCAGGAGAUAAUGACUGUGUGGAACAAGGAUAAAUCCAGCACAUCUUCCUCACAGGCUACCCCAAACACCAGCACUGACACCUCUGCACCUAAAGAUUUUUGUAGUGAUGGUGAGGCCUCCAGAGGUGAAACCUCAAAGACCUGCGGUAUCAGUAGUACAGCCAUCAUCACAUCAGUAAUUGGUGAAAGGAUUCCACAAAGGCGUAACAAGAAAGAGAAAGAGAACAGACAGCAGCACGGAGUAUCUUCUUCUGGGAUGGUAGAGGAGCGAGCCUCUCACAAGAAGCAAACCCGGAGUAGGUCGGAGGGAAAAUAUCGCCGCCGGUCCUGCUCCUCUGGCUCCAGUGAGGCAGGUUCGAGCUCCAGCAGUUAUCAGGGCGACAUGAAAAGACAUACCAGCAAAACCAUUCAGAUGAGGCAUAAAUCGCGAGAAAGAGGCACGACCAGAGGCAAGAAGAUUCGGAGCCAAGGGCAAGUUAAACUGUCAUUUAAGGCCAUCGACAAGGAAGAUCGGAAAAAUGCUAUGGGAGGUCCUCAAAAACAGCAGCUACCAAUCUGUCCAAAAAAGGGAAAGAGGUCUCUUAAAGAGAUCAAGAAAGAGCCUUGUUGUGGGAUGGAGUUAAAGGAGUCACUCUACGAUAUAAGAAACAAAAAAGAGUAUGUGGAAGAACCACUGUGGUACACAGAACCUCUGACGGAAUAUUUUGUUCCCGUCAGCUGUAGGAAGAGCAAACUUGAGACAACAUACAGGAACAAUCCGGACUCUCCUGGUGGAUCCCCUGUGUCUGGAGAUAAGGACAGGCUGGCGGAGCGGAUGCAAGGGAUUUGUUAUGCCAGUGCUCAUUUCCAGAGGGCUUAUCUUGCAGCAGGGACUUUCGUUGACGGGCACUUUGUUGAAUUGCCAGAUGAAAGCAGUGAGGAGGCUGUUGUUGAAUUCAGUAGGACCUCAUCCAGCCCAGCACACGAGGAGGAUAGUCGAGAUUUAGAUGAUGAUGAGCAUCUGGCUGAAUUCACUGACUUCUAUGAAGUCGAGAUUUAUCCAUCCAUAUUGGAUCCUUGUGCCUCAGACUCUGUCCAAGAGAGUCGAAUCCUAAACAUGAUUCGCCAAAAAAAAAGCAUAGAGCAGAGAGAAUUUGAGGCAGAAUGUUUAGUGUUAGAUGGCCUUCAGCUGCAUGGGAAAAGUGCAAUAAAUACAGAGACACUGGGAGAGACAUCUGGAACCGAUGGGUUCCUCUGGAAAGAUUUUGAAAGUAUUGCUCAAGUCUGUGAAUGUUAUUCAUCGUCCAGUUCAGAAGUAGAUGUAGAUCGAGGAGAAAGCUUUGUUGGGGACUCUGACCCUGUUCAGCUGUCCCCAGUAUUUGAUAGUACAAUGUUUAAUUUGUGCGAGCUGUCCGAAGAAUGCAUCGCUCCAGAAGCUAGCUGUGAUGGUGGCCCACACCUGAACACCAACAGCUGUUUCUCACUUUUUGAGCUGCAGUGUGGUGAUAGCCCCACUUGUUGUUUUCCAUGUGACUCUAUUACUGGUUGUCAUGACACCACCACAACUCACAAGACGACAAGUAGCAGUCUAGAUGGUAACUAUGGUAACAACAAACAGUCUCGUUUGCUCAUAUGGACCCAAAACAGUGCCUUUGAUGGAACGGAAAACUGUUCUAAUCUUUCAACACGGACUUGUAGCCCUUGGUCUCACUCCGAAGAGACUCGUUCAGACAACGAGCAAAUAAAUGUUCCGUCGGAGGAGUUGUUGGCUCCGAAUGCUAGUGAGGAGGAGAUAACAUCCAUAAUUAUUCCUUACAUCCCAGCGACGUAUCUGGAGGAAGAUCCCCUUGAUUUUUUGAAGGAUGCUGAAGUACCGCAACAAAAUGCAACACACACAGUUUCAAAAACAAUAUCCAAACUGGAAUCCGUUUGUGGUAUAGCAUUGGAGACGGACGAGAGUGGACAGUAUGACACUGGCAUAUUUGAUGAUGCUAAUCAACAGGACAAAGACUACACCACCUCAGGGAUAAUAAAGGACAUUUGGACAACUGUUGGAGAUUAUUCUACACACAUGGAAGAAGAGAAGCCUCAUUUUGAGGAGCUACUCUUGGAGGAUAUAAGGAACUACCACUACUGUGGUUGUCGUGAAAUGAAGCUGACCGGUGCUGCACAUGUGCAGACCACACACAAGAAAGCAGUGCAGUGUUCCGUGUAUCACCUGUGGGAGGAGGAGGAGAGUGAAGGUCAAGAGUUGUUGGCUAAAAAUAAUAAGCUGUCCAAGACCGAUAGUGGUGACUAUACGACCCCCUUCUUGAAGCCCUGGGACGCGAGUGCAGACAAAGACAACUCAUCGUUCAUCCUUGGGGGAGUGUACGGUGAACUGGGGUCUUUUGGAGGUGAUCAGGACUGGGCUGCUAUUCAUCCAUCAUCUGGCAAUGCCCAGGGCCUGCUGCAGUGUGCUGCUGCAGCGGCGGCAGCCUCCUCCGAUGUUGUCACAACGAUUACAGGCACUGACGUGUUCAUGAACACCACGGGAAACAACCGCUUUGCUCCUGGUCUACACAAGCCGCUCUGGAGACCACUGGUCUCCUCCUUUGGUCAGAAUGACCACCAGGCUGCUGUGAAAAAAAGAGACCGAUUGACCAAGGGGUUUUCUUUUAUCUUCCAUGAAGAUUUGAUCGGAACCUGUUCCGGUCUCUACGGCGAUGAAACAGACCAGGAUUACUCGUUCUCGUCGUUUGAUUUGAGCGAUCCCUUAUCUCAAGUGCUCCACGUGGAGUGCUGUUUUGAGCCCACUGAAAUGACCACCUCGUUAAGCCCAGGGUUCAAACCCAAGUCAAUUCUUUGCUCAGACUCAGAGAAGAGUGACAUCUUCUCUUCUUCUCGGCUGUAUGGCAUUAAUCAGACUCAGUAUCGUGCCAUACGCAUAUCCCCAAGGACUCACUUUCGACCAAUUUCCACUUCGGAAUUGUCUCCUCCAGGUGGAGGUAGUGAGUCAGAUAUAGAGGAGUCUGAAAAAGAUGAGCAUAAUAGUCUUCCUACUCUGGUUCAGGCCGCCAAUGUGUUCGAUGACCCACAGGCCGACCUCAAACCCCUGGAGGAGGACGCAGAGUGUGAAGGACCUUAUUACGGAAAGUCAGAACUAGAAUCUGGGAAGUUUUUGCCCAGAUUGAAAAAAUCUGGUAUGGAAAAGAGUGCUCAGACUUCAUUAGAUUCACAGGAGGGGUCUGGGUCUGGUGGGGCACUUUUGUCUGUACCUGAGCAGAAUUAUUUUGCUGAGUGUCAAGUGGUGCCAGCGGCGGCAACUACAGAAUCCACGUCAGAGGAGGCACCAGCACAACAGCAGUCCUCUAGUGACCAGGUGGUUCACGAGGAGGAGACCUGCAGAAGAGGAGGAGGAGGAGAAGCAUUCGGAGAUUCAGCAGGUGGCCUUGUGCUUCCCCACCAAUGCGAGACAACACUUGACCUUGAGAAAUUGCAUGAGUCAGCUAUUUUGAAUGACAAGGAUGAUGAGAGGAACGACUCUCAACAGGAUGAUUGCUUGUGGCAGAGUUCUCUCGUGUCCCCUGUGUUCUCUGGAUCACAGUGCACAGCAGGUAGCAGCACCAUGUGACGAACCAACUUCAGUGUGGAACUGGAGUAAAGACAAGACUGAAUCCUCUCAUCUCUCCACAUCAUAUUUGUUCUUGAUCCCUGUUAACACAACCUCACUGACCUUGUGUGUGUUUGACAACAUAAAAAAAGAAACUUAGUAGAAAAAGGAAUUUGUAAGAUAUAUAUCUUUUGAUGGAGUUAUUUGGGGCAUUUAUUUAGUGUUUGUUUAUAGUUCGUUUCAUUGAAUUAGUCCUCUUUGACCAGAAAGUCAAAGCAUUUCAGGCAGACUGAUGAGACUUUUCCACAUCAUACAUUUUUCCCUCCAAAGUCUCUUAUGGUUUUGAAACUAGCGAGCUGUUAAUCAUCUGAGGUUUUGUGCAUGUUCCUGUCACACUUUCCCUCCCCUCCCCUCCAAAAACCUUCAUUCUGCCACUACAGUUCAGAACCUAUUUUGCUCUAUUGUAGAUUUGAGGGGAGUUUCACGCGGCGACUGGAGACUUGCUGUUGAUUCUAAGCGAUGCCCCCCGCUGCUCCUCCGGGGGCAUCAUAUGUGUGUGUGUGUGCAACUUCCCCUACAUGUACAAGGUUUUUGUUUUUAACAAACGUGUAAAAUAUUGUUUUUGUGGUUUGUUUUUUUUUCUCUUAAAUUCAAAAAUAGGUCUAAAAGUUUAUGGGAAUCAAAAAUUACUAACAAUAAAUGACAGAAAAAAGUGUGAUGCAAAAGAAGUAUUUCCCUUUUGAAGUGGGCACUUGUGGUAUACAUGAUUAUGAAGAUCAUAUACUAAAUAGAUUUGGGGGCACAAAGCUCAUUUGUAGCUUGAUUCCUGAUUUUGAGGGAUAAUUCCAAGACAUUUUUUUUUUUUUUAAAGCCCCCCCCCCUGCAAACACAUUCAAAUGCAUGAAUAUACACACAUGACAGGGUUGAUACAACUGGAAAAAUAAAUAAUAAAGUAGAGAAAUGGAAUUCACAUAUUUGCUCUUUUUUUUGUGUAACCUCAAUGGUCACAUUGUUUAUGUUCAGAGUCUGAUUCCAACUGAGUAUACACACAUGCUGAAUAGUCUAGGUUGCGUGCAGUCUGAAGCGAGUUGUUGACAUAUACAAAACAUCAAAAGUUGUGAUAAACUUGGGCCUUUUAAAAUGGUUCCAUGUGUGGGGUUUUAGUUAUGUUACUGCAUGGAGCUUAAGCUGGAGACUUUUCUUCCCUGCCCCUGUGUCCCCCCAAACAUGUCUGCUUCACAAAUACUACAUCAUUUGACUUGGGCACUGCUGCAGAGACUUGCUUUGAGUAGAUUGCUGUGCGGAGCAUGUCAUGAUUCUAUCUGAUACCAUGAAACAUGCAACAGUUACCUUUUGUGUGUGGGUGCGUGUGUGUGUGUGUGUGUGUCUAUACAAAGAAGUAGCUAAAGUUCCAGUGUAGUGCAGUUUCCUGAGAAACAGGCUAUUUUAUACAGAAGGCCUUCAUCAGCUGUGCAAGCAAAAGGCUUCGGAGGCCACGUUCGGUUGGAUUGCAUUGUCAGAAACAGUUGCAUGUCGCUCAAUGCUUUACACUUUUAUUCUCUGCCUUUGUAUUCCUGUAGAACAUUGCAUCUGCCAAAAACCGUAUACAGCAUCAUUUGGCUUGUGCACUGCUUCUGAAGCCCUUUCUUACAAUUGUAUGCCGAUCUUGCUGUAAUGUGAAAUAACAUGAAACAUGCAAGUUCAUUUCCCCUUAUUUAUGUAUGUCUAUAUUAGGAGUUUUCCUCUUCUUUUUUUUUCUCACAAAAACAGUGAUGUUCAAAUAACUCGGAAGAACAUUGUGGCCUAAGAAGUGCUUUGCUUGCACAGCAGAUGAAAUAUUCCCUACAGUGGAAAAUAGACUAACAAACAUAAAUAUGUAGUUAAUCAGUUCCAUUCUAUGUACACACACUCAGGAAAAGACUCUGAUUGCCGCAUGUCCACAAGUAAAAAAAAAAAAAAAAAAAAGAAUCCAGUUUCAGUUGUUGAAUGAAAAUGGUUAUCUCCAUACAGUAGUCUUACAGAAUAUGAUCGAGUUUAAGGGUUUCAUCAUGUUCGAAUUUCAAGAAAAAAUCUAGAUCAACAAGUCCCAUUUAAACUUUUUAUUUUGUCUUGCAGACAGUAUAAUAGUUUUAGGAACAAGCUCUAUUCUGAGACAGGAUAAAAUGACAUUCAUAUGUAGAUCUCAUUAAAAUUUCAAAAGCUGGAGUGCAAAGUAACCUUUCAUAUUUAUUUAUUGUGGUGUGUGUGUGUGUGUGUGUGUGUAUUUAUGUGUGAGGAGUGUUCAAGAAAGCCCUGGCACAAGAGAAAAAAAAAUAUUAUAUUAAAGAAUAUAUAUUAGGGUAAAUAAACAUGCCUCAGAAACAACAGAGUUCAUUUUUUUUUUUUUUUUUUUUUGGUCCAUCCUGUUAAGAUAAGAGCUUUCAGUCCUCUUGUGUUCACCGAGAUAAUCCACUUCAAUCUCUAUAAUUUAAUGUAUAUUCUGAGUAAAUGAUUUGUUUCAUUGUGGAGUCUCUUCACGUAUAAUAAAGGAUCACACCGUUCUACCCUAA